AUGGUCUCUGGAAAAUUAAUCAAACUCCUGGUUUAUGAGAUCCUAGAAUUUGUUUCUUUUUCUGCCCCAACGAUUGUGGUGGCAGAACAGUUUGCCUCAGCCUACCAAAGGACAAAGAAUGUCACUGAGAAGACAUAUUAUUGGCUUGUUGUGUCCAUUUCCAUAGCUUAUGUGGCAUUGCUGGCAUUGGUACUUUGGGUUCCUGUAAAAGUUCUGUUACACAAAAAGCAUCGUCUCUGCUCCAAAAUAAAACUAUGGAGACCUCCGUUGAUGAUAUGUAUAAUAUUCACAACACUUCCAUGCUUUGGAUUUUCUAUAGCAGUCACAGAGAUCCAAAAGAGUGCCUCAAACAGUUCAACAUCUUCCCUGCCUGACACUUUACCUGACUUACCGGUAUCACUGGUUCUGGGUUCCUUAAUAAUUGUUGAUAUAAUUGAAAAACUCCGGAAAUAUCCUCUCAAAGGAAAACCAAUAAAAAAUGAAGAUUGGCAUAUCCAUACAACUAAUUUGCAGCAGAUGAAAACUGUGAGUGAGCAGGUGGAGCCAAGUGAGGAAAACAACUCAGUCUCUGAGCCAGCAAGGAGGAAUCCCAUGCCCAAGCCAAGAACAUGCUCCCAGAACCCUAGGCCUAUAUCAACUAUAGCUGAUGAGACACCCUUCAACUCUGGAGUCUUGAGAGCCAUUUCUCACCAAGACAAGCGUGCAGCAAUUUUUCUGAGUAGUUUCAUCAUGUGGUCUGACACCAUUGAGAUGCUGCGAGUGUCUGGGCACUCUGCAGUGUUUAAGUCAGGGUGGUUAUAUCCUGUUUACAUAUUUAGCUAUAUCUCACUGCUUCGAAUUGCACUCACACCACAAAAAAGUCUUGUGAAUUCUGCAGGUGUCUUUUUACAGGAUUUCCCUUUUAUCUUUGUUCGAAUUGGUUUGAUUGCUGUUUUGGGGACAAUCACUCCCAUCCUAGGUCUUUUAAAAAACAUUCUGGUGACCCUUUCUUAUUUUUACUUCAACUACUUCACUACAUUCAGGGUUUUCAACACCAAUGAAACUUCCUUUUAG
Dromiciops gliroides (monito del monte) is the source of this 1053-nucleotide messenger RNA. RefSeq names its product transmembrane protein 236 (gene TMEM236). NCBI's taxonomy places the organism in Eukaryota, Metazoa, Chordata, Mammalia, Microbiotheria, Microbiotheriidae. The record is from RefSeq and is a predicted model, not a curated record. Bases 1 to 1053 code for a protein of 350 amino acids. The transcript is spliced from 4 exons.